UUAGUAUUUUAAAUUAUUUAAUUAAAACUAGUAUGGGCUUUAAAUUAACAGUAUCAUCUUUAUACUUCAAAACUAAAUAUGUUUGACAUAAAGCCACCAAUAUUCUACUUGGAUAUAGCUAUUUAAUGAUGGCAGCUAUUUUUUCUCUCUUGGUUAAAAAUGUGGGUCUUGACAAGUUUUAUAAUCUACAGAUUAAUGUGGGUCUCUGGUGAAAAAACCCACUCGUGUGUCCAGUCUAUCCCCAAACAGCCCUAAAUAGACAUUAACCAACCUCAAUAUGUCCUACCCAACCAGUACCCCAAGCCUGAUAUAUCAGAUGUUGUGUUAUGUGCUGUCCUGUCCUUUCUGCAAAUGUGCUCUAAGACUAUAUGUCAGAAUGCUUGGCAUCCAAUAACCGAUGAUUAAUAACAUGCUCUAAUGGUGCCGUUAAACUAAUCAAACAAUAUUCGAUUUCAGAUAGCACCCAGUUGAUUGUUGGUGUUAGUGUGGGCAUCGCGUUGUUCCUUGCUGGCGUGGCAACCAUUAUUGUUGUUGUGUACAUGCGGUCUAGAGCAAAACAACAGUCCAAGGCAAAACGACGCACCAAGAGAAGACAACAAGAGCGUAGAUUUCAUCCUAGUGAAGUUGCGUCCCUUGACAACGACAACGAGUCCAGCGGUCGGCACAUGUAUGACAUCGCAGAUUCAACAUACUCUUACAGGAACGAACGUGGUAACAUAACAUGUGAGAUGGAAACACCUUAUGAAGCACCAUUACCGGAAAACGAGCGACUUCCAAGAUCCAAUCAUGCGUAUUAUACAGAAAACAGAGACGCUGAUUACCAAGAACUUGACGUGGCCAAACAUUUAAAACCAGGAAGAAGAGUUUCAAAAUCCAGCCAUGUGUACGACAUGUUUAACCCACGGGACGUCAUCGCACAACAAGAGCGUGAAGUUGCGUCCCUUGACAACGACAACGAGUCCAGCGGUCAGCACAUGUACGGCAUCGCAGAUUCAACAUACUCUGACAGGAACGAACGUGGUAACCAAACAUGUGAGAUGGAAAUACCUUAUGAUGCACCAUUACCGGAAAACGAGCAACUUCCACAAUCCAAACAUGCACAUUGUAUCGCUUAUUUGCAUGACGUGUCAGAAAACAGAGACGCUGAUUACCAAGAACUUGACGUGGCCAAACAUUUAAAACCAGGAAGAAGAGUUUCAAAAUCCAGCCAUGUGUACGACAUGUUUAACCCACGGGACGUCAUCGCCUGCUCUUGUAACCACUGUGUGCCUGUUCCCUCCAAGGAUGGAGAGUUCUGCUGUCAGAUGGAUAGCGACAUUAAACGUAAGAUGACAUCGAUGCGCAUACAGUGCAUCACCCAACAUGAAGGGUUUCUUGGAAAUUGCUUGAAUCUGCAUGUAAUUGAAGCUGCCUUCUACGAGUUUCUAGAAAACAAUGGACCAUUGGGGAGUGAACAGGCCAUCCACAAAGUGUAUCGUCACCUCGCAUAUAAGAACUUUACUCGCUGGAUUUGGAGGAAGCUUGGACAGAAAACUCGCAAGGCUUUACCAUCGUGUGUAAACCAUGUCAUAAGGAGCAACUUUCCAUCUGAGAAUAGUGCACACAUUGGAUUUGAAUAUCCCCGAUAGUCAAUUAACUAAGUGUUGACACUGUGCAAAUAUAGCUUUUCAAUUUAAUCUUAAGUUUAUUCUUAAUGAAAAUGACAUCGACUGGAGAUGACACGACACCACAUGAUAUGAGAUGACAUACAAUACUAAUAUCUACUAAAUCUAAUAUCAUAAAAUUCAAAUUUGUAAUCACUAUAUAAAAUCACAAAUAAUAAAAUCUCAAAGGGAAAUAAGUGUUAAAUAAAUAACAAAUCACAUAUUAUGAUAUUAAAAAUCAUAAUAAUCACCAAAAAUAUAUUUACUAUUUCUUUAUUAAUUAACGUUUCUGGCUUUAUAGUACUUAAAGGGAGAUAAUCAUUCACUUUAAAAAUUGCUCUCAUCCGAUAGUAUUAAACAUAAACGAUAUAUUUAAAAUGCACAAUACAGGGGUAAACUACUAAUUUAGUAUUAUACCAAUCCCUUUUCACAUACCCUUUAAAUUUUACAAAGGCACAUCGACAUCCAUUUCUCAACGUAACGCAACACGAAACAAAAAUAAACAAAUAAGCUAAAUGGGUAAUUUAUUUCAUAUGUUAAAAGUAUACAUUCUUAUGUUAUCUAACUACAACAUACGUUAACAUUAAAUAUAGAUACUUAUCUGAAAUAUCCACAUGUUACAAUUAUACGCUAAUUUGAAAAGUUACAGUAUCAAUAUCGGCUAAGUUUUCAGCUGAUGUAUAAAAAUAUAUCUACAAUAUAUAAUAUUAAUCCAGCUAUACAAAUAACCAGGAAAGCACAGAACAAUAUUAUCUUCCAUUCAAACAUUCACACUAUGUUAUUGUAAUAAAACUAUAUGCAUACAGUUGUAUUUCUAACCUGUUAAGAUAUCUACUGUCUGCUUGAUAUAUACAUAUAGCUAGUUAACUAUUCUGCUGCAAGAUUGACUGUCAACACGUCUGUCAGGUCAGUGAAAGAAAAGGACGCAUACACGUGCAUUUAGUGGUGAGGUCAGAAAAGGUUGUUUAAAUCAAAUAUAAUAAAAUAAAAGUUAAAGUUGUUUUGUUUAACGACACCACUAGAGCACAUUGAUUUAUUAAUCAUCGGCUUUUUGGUGUCAAACAUUUAGUAUUGUUGACAUAUAGUUUUAGAGAGGAAACUCGCUACCUUUUCCCAUUAGUAGCAAGUAAUAUUUUAUAUGCACUAUCCCACAGACAGGAUAGCACAUACCACGGCUUUUGAUAUACAAAGAUUGAGGAGAAAUAGGUUGAUAUACUAUUGAUCAUUUUACGAACUGAGCGUUUAUAAUCAAGUAGUGGGCGGGACAUAGCCUAGUGGUAAAGUGCUCACUUGAUGUGCGGUCGGUUUGUGAUCGAUCCCAGUCGUGGUGUACUGGCGGGAACGAGAAAUAGCCCAAUGGGUCCAUCGACGGGGACCGCGCACCAAACGAAGGUUUUACCACUGGGAUGCGUCCCGCCCCACAUAGUAUAGAAUAAAACAACCGGUUAACAUAUCACUGUCGUAUGUUACACUGUGUUGAACAAUAGCUUAGGAAAACUUGACGUUUAAUUUCAGUUCAUAUUACCUGCACUGAAAUAGAAUAAGUAUAGUGUUAAAUACAAGUACAACCUUUAUUUCAUAUGACCUGAAAAGAAAUGAUCAAUUACUAAAAACAUGUUUGGUCAUAUAGAUAUUAUUUAGCCUUCGGUACAGCCUGAAAUAAAACAUCAGUUACUUAAAAUAAAUGAUUUACAUUUAAAACGUAUUGAUAUACUAAAAUCCAUGUGUACUACAAACAUGUAGACGGGAUAUGGAUUAUUCUAGUACUGAUGAUACAAUGAUCGAUUAUAAUCGAAAUGUUAUCACUUUAUUGACUUCUACCGAUUUGAUGAUCGAAUGUAAAAAUGCAUAAUCGAUUGUCCUUGAAAAUGUUCACUGCAGUUGUUAUUCCAGUUCAGAUGACGACAUUGAUGUAAUAUGUUAGAGUUGCAGUUUGUGUUCAUGCGUACAUGGAUAAAGCAUGACGUAGUUAUUUAAAAUAACAUCGGCGAUUUGUAGUUUCCAUCACGGUGAACAAAACAAUAGGUUUAUGUGUUUUAUAAUUCAUAUACUUUUUAUGUUUGUAAUGUUUAUAUAAUUCUAACCUAUUCCUAUAUCGAAUGUUAUUGGUUGGUACAAAUCAAUUAUAUCCGAUGAUCGAAAAUGGAAUUCCAACCGAUUCUCAAAACUAUUUUUUAAUGUUCGAUAAAUUUUAUUUUUAUUUUGCUAAUACUAUAUAUUUCCAGAUUUAGUACAGCUUUAGUGUCUUUAGUGUAUACUAGUUCUAUGAUUGCAUUUUGCUUGCCAAGUAUGUCAUCUGUCCUGCUAUAGCUGUAGUAGCAACUCUGUACAUAUAUGGCCAAAGUCCAGUGGCAUUAAAGUUUGUUUGUUUGUUUGUUUUGUUUAGCGACACCACUAGAACAUAUUACUUUAAUAAUCAUAUGCUAUUGGAUGUCAAACAUUUGGUAGUUUUGGUAUAUAGUC
Messenger RNA from Gigantopelta aegis, 4106 nucleotides. RefSeq lists its product as uncharacterized. The coding region runs from base 540 to 1628 and encodes 362 amino acids. The record is from RefSeq and is a predicted model, not a curated record. The transcript has 9 exons. Lineage: Eukaryota; Metazoa; Mollusca; Gastropoda; Neomphalida; Peltospiridae.